Messenger RNA from Lathyrus oleraceus (garden pea), 1173 nucleotides. Its product is annotated as cytochrome c-type biogenesis CcmH-like mitochondrial protein. The transcript has 4 exons. NCBI's taxonomy places the organism in Eukaryota, Viridiplantae, Streptophyta, Magnoliopsida, Fabales, Fabaceae. The record is from RefSeq and is a predicted model, not a curated record. The coding region runs from base 409 to 903 and encodes 164 amino acids.
CAUCUCCCUUAGCAAUUCAAUCCAUUCUUAUUUAACCACUCUAACUAAGAUAGCUAAGAAUUUGACCUCUCAAAUUUACAAAAUAAUAAUUUAUCCCAUAGUCAUAUUUUAAUUUUAAUUUACCAUGCGUGUUUCAUGAAUCUAUUCAUAUGAUGUGUAGGUUUUUAAUCCAUAUGUCUAUUCCCUCAAAUUUAUUCGUUUCCUUAUAAUAAACAAAAGAAAUAACGAUAACAACUGUUGAAAGAAAAGGUGUGCCUGCCAGUCAGCUCUACCGGCGUAUAUACUCGACGGCACCGAGGACCCAUUCUGCCGCACCGGUUUUCCUUAACGAUCACCAGAAUUCAUAAUCAUCGGAGGUGCCGGUGUUACAUAGACUAAUACUAGUACUUGUUGUUCGGGAAGGUUUGAAUGGCGAGUAAGGACGAUGCUGUGAAAGAGGCACAGAUAGUAGAUGCUCGGGCAAGAAACAUUAGUCACAAUGUGAGAUGUACUGAAUGUGGGAGUCAAUCCAUUGAAGAUUCUCAAGCCGACAUUGCCAUUCUUCUUCGAAAGUUAAUCCGUGAUGAAAUUCGUUCUGGAAAAAAUGACAAGGAAAUUUUCAAAAAGCUUGAAGAUGAUUUUGGGGAGACUAUACUCUAUGCACCAAAGUUUGAUAUGCAGACAGCAGCUUUGUGGUUAUCACCGCUCUUAGUUGCGGGUGCAGCUGCUGGAGCAUGGGCUUACCAGAAGCAUAAACAGAAGACUAAUGUUCAUAUUAUGGCUCUGAACCUUGUUAGGGGUGUUCCAUUGACCCCAAGAGAGAAGGAAACAAUGCUUGAUAUUCUCACACCUCCUGCCUCACAGGGAUUUAAAUCACAGGAAGUUAAGAAUUCCUUCUGGUGGAGGAGAUUGGGUGGUCAAUGAUCACAUUGAACAUUCCGAUUGUGGCUUUAACCUUUUAGGCAACUCUGCCAAUUUCGAUUGUGACUUUAGAGGACAUCAAAAGUAGUCAACUUAUAUGACUAUAUAUUAGAUUUCCCUUUGAUGUUAAUCCAUAAAUUUCCAAGCCUAGUAUUUUAAAUUUGUGUCACUGUCAGCACUCAAUCUUGGUGCAUAUGUACAUGCUAAGAACUAGUUCAUUUUGUAAUAAAACAGAUUUCAUAGCAUAAUUUUCAUGCCAAUCCUUAAACUCUA